AUGCAACUCCCAGUUGGACAAGAUAGACAAGUUGCCACGCUCCGUUACAAUCUAUUAACGGACAGUGACGUUCUUGAUUCUCUUGGAGCGUUGCUCGAGAACGAGUACUCUCUGAAAUUGUACCGAGCUAACGAUAUCAGACGGAUUACGAUGCGUUAUCUCAGCUCUGAGAAAAUAGAAAUUGCGUUUUUUGCCAGAAAGCUCAUCACACAAAUAGAUGAUAUGGAGAGCAAGAUGGAGCAGAUAGAGAUAGAAAGGUCGAUGAAAAGGGGAAAUGAAUCGUCCACGUCUUCUUCUGCUGAAACUUCAAGAAAGCCACUGCCACUCUCGGAAGAUGCCAUCUCCUGCAAACGGACAAUGCCCACAAUUUUCGUCCCGAAGAAGAGAGGAGCCGUGUCUGUUGCUUCCCAGAAGCCUCAGGAGCCAAAAGUCCAGAUUCCAGAAGACCGUAGAAUGUCUAUUGAGAAGAAGAUGAAAGAGGAACGAAGGAUUGAAGAGUAUCUGGAACGGAAGAAGGUGAUUGCUGAGGAGAAGAAGAGAGAAGAAGCGAUUCGAGUAUCGAAAGUGAAGAAUGCAUUCGAAGAGGCUCGUCUGAAGAGAAAGCAAGAAGCAAUGAAGGCACGUGAGCAGGGAUUCUGGGAGGAGGAUCAACCGAAACCGAAGAAGGCCAAGUACAGCAAAAGAAGAUGGUAA
This is a messenger RNA of Caenorhabditis remanei, 693 nucleotides long. RefSeq lists its product as uncharacterized. Lineage: Eukaryota; Metazoa; Nematoda; Chromadorea; Rhabditida; Rhabditidae. The record is from RefSeq and is a predicted model, not a curated record. The transcript has a single exon. The coding region runs from base 1 to 693 and encodes 230 amino acids.